UUACUAUAGGCAAUAAUGGACCAAGCAGCCUUUCCUACUCGAAGUGGUGCUAUUGCAAAUGACGGGUCAAACUUCAACAAACCCAAUGAAUGCUUAGCCCCUGAAACCAAAGGUGGAUUUAAAGACGGGUUUGAAGGUGCGUCAACAAGUCCUGAAGACCCAGUUCCUUUCGCAGACAAUGUUAUGAAGACUGAUGUUGGGCCAAGAGAAACAAGUUCACAUCUUGAUGAGAUUUCCCAGAAAGAAGAACUUGGAGCAGGUCCUGGUCCAGGUGGUGAUACAUCAGAGUGCACAGAAAGCAAGAUGGAUUCCAGUCAUGAACCCAUUGGCAUUGAUGCUGUGAUGACAGAAAUUGAAAGAGAAGUCAAGAUGGAAUGCAUGCAAUGGACUCCUAUUUUUGUGGAAAGUGAGCAGUUUGAGCUCCUAAGCUCUAAUCACGUUGACAAGCUGCUUCGGGAUGCGCACGCCUUGGAAGAGAAUCUGAUCGAGCAGAAAGAAAGAUUGUUAUCCCAUCUGAAGCUUCUAUCCCAGACCCUCAAACUGAACGUACCAUAACCACA
This is a messenger RNA of Lytechinus variegatus (green sea urchin), 560 nucleotides long. RefSeq lists its product as uncharacterized. The transcript has 3 exons. Bases 16 to 555 code for a protein of 179 amino acids. NCBI's taxonomy places the organism in Eukaryota, Metazoa, Echinodermata, Echinoidea, Temnopleuroida, Toxopneustidae. The record is from RefSeq and is a predicted model, not a curated record.